AUGUUACGCCGAUCGUCGCGACACGUUUUUCGUUUCCUCGAUUUCACGCAUAAAUUGGAAGCCUCGAAAUCGAACGUGUUGAACAUUUCAGCAGCUGCUCGCUAUGCAAGUCAUCCUAGCCAAACAUCCGCUACUGCCCUUUCAGCCCUUUUAAUGGGAAUUCUUCAACAAGAUAGUUCACGUUCAGAGGCCAAAAACGUGGCUCAGGCACCGCUAAUACUCGUCGUUUGUUUAUUGUGGCAGUGCAAUCUACUUAUGAUCCAAAAAGCAGUUAUAUCGCAGCGCAUCGAAAUGAAGAUCAGUGUAAUUGCCAGUGUCGCCGCCUCGUCUGAAAUUUCUUCUCGACAUCCCCGUGAUAUCGAGAUCGGCGAAAAGAGAUAUUCUCAGUUGACCGACAUGAUGGGAUUCUACAAUCCGGACUUCGACGAGCGAAAGUACUGGGCGUAUGGCUGCAACUGCUUGAUCCUCGGCGAUCGACCGAUGUCUGAUCCCGGACACGGACCACCUGUUGAUGCCUUGGACUCUGUGUGCAAGCAAUACAAAGAUUGUGUCAAAUGCGCCAGGCAACAAUUCGGAGAAAUGUGCAUCGGCGAGUUCGUAGCCUACAACUACGGACAGAAAAACGGCGAUAAAUUCUGCAAAGACGAUCCCAAUACAUGCGACCGAGCUUUGUGCGAGUGCGAUCUCCAAUUCGCAAAGAAUCAUGUCGGACAGAAAGAGGUUUUCGACGCAGACUAUCAUCUUUUCUGGACGACGACUGGCUUCAACCCCGACGACAGCUGCUCUUCUGCUGGAAAUGGAGCCUACGAUCCUCAGUGCUGCGGCCUUCCAGACGGUCCAAUGUCAUUGUUUAAUGCGAAUCGCAAAUCGUGCUGCGAUGGCGUGGUUAAAAACGAAUGUUAG
Oikopleura dioica is the source of this 903-nucleotide messenger RNA. The record is from the annotation of a GenBank genome assembly. Lineage: Eukaryota; Metazoa; Chordata; Appendicularia; Copelata; Oikopleuridae.